Messenger RNA from Aspergillus affinis, 2697 nucleotides. Its product is annotated as polyketide synthase. Bases 1 to 2697 code for a protein of 898 amino acids. Gene Ontology annotation, molecular function: phosphopantetheine binding; fatty acid synthase activity. Gene Ontology annotation, biological process: secondary metabolite biosynthetic process; fatty acid biosynthetic process. The record is from RefSeq and is a predicted model, not a curated record. The transcript is spliced from 4 exons. NCBI's taxonomy places the organism in Eukaryota, Fungi, Ascomycota, Eurotiomycetes, Eurotiales, Aspergillaceae.
AUGUGCCAUACUCGGUUUUUCGAGGCUCAUGGCACAGGAACGCUAAUUGGUGAUCCGAUUGAGGUCGGCACGAUUUUUGAUUGCUUCCAGGGCCACCGCACUGCACUGAGCCCUUUGUAUGUUGGGUCUGUAAAGACUAAUAUUGGACACCUGGAGGGUGCUAGUGGUAUAGCUGGCGUUAUCAAGUCUGUUAUAGUCGUCGAGAGUAGCGUGAUUCCCCCAAAUGCCAACUUCGAGCGUUUGAACCCCAGGCUUGCUGCCUAUUCUUGUAUCGAAUUUCCUCAGAGAUGUGUUGCCUGGCCUGAAGGCGACAUCCGGCGAGUGCCCAUCAACUCAUUUGGAUACGGCGGUAGUAACUGUCACAUUGUUCUCGAUGAUGCAUACAGUUAUCUUCGUCGGCACGGCUUAUCUGGUAAUCACCGGACCGCCGUGGUACCCUCUGAAGCAUUGGAAAAUAGCUUCUUGACUGCUCCACAUCUAAAUUCCGGUUUCACAGCCCCUCAUCAAUCGUUGGGGCUGUCAAAUACCCCGAAAUUGCUCGUGUGGUCAGCUAAUAGCGAGGCGUCUUUGAAGGAAAUUCUCGUUAGAUGGCAAGAAUAUUUCCGGAGAGCUUGCCAGCACAAAGAUCCUACAUGGCUGAGUAACGUCACAUAUAUACUCGACUCGCCACGAAGCAUAAUGGCGUGGAAAGCGUACGCGGUGGUUGAAUCUGCUUCGGAGUUAGUAGAUGUUCAGCAGAUAGCGCCAAAGCCCCAAACGCAAUCUACCCCGAGUCAAGCCCCUCGCCUAGCAUUUGCGUUUACGGGUCAGGGCGCACAGUGGUACGGCAUGGGCCGGGAGCUUCUAGCUUACGAGAGGUUUUCUCGCGUAGUGGAUGAAGCGGAAGCGCUUUAUCGUGAAUUAGGAUGCUCAUGGUCCGUCCGAGAAGAGAUGCUUAAGGACGAAAACGAAUCAAGCAUCGAUGCAGCCGAUAUCUCGCAAUCAUUGACUGCCAUCCUCCAGAUAGGGAUCGUGGACCUUCUGGAAUCCUUCAAUGUCGUGCCUUGUCUGUUGUCGGGCAUUCGAUGGGCGAGAUUGCUGCCGCGUAAAUACGCUGCUGGUAUUCUCACCCGACAGUCGGCACUCCUCUUAGCAUACUAUCGCGGAACCUGCGUAAUGCGACUCAGCAAGGAAAAUGCAAGGAGAGGAGCAAUGCUAGCUGUCGGAUUAUCAGCUGAUGAGAUCAAGCCUUAUCCAGGGCGAUUGCAUAGCCAAAGCAAGUGCUCCAUUGUCGUGGCUUGCGUAAAUAGUCCACAUAACGUUACAGUCUCAGGGCCGGAAUCCGAAGUUCAAAUUUUGCAUCAAGUCCUUCUCUGCGAUAAUGUUUUUGUGCACCGUUUGCGUGCCAGAGUGGCAUACCAUUCUCUCGAAAUGAGAUACAUUGCUAAUGACUGCCUGCGGUUAUUUUCCGGAUUGAAGUCGCCAGCAAUGACAGAAGAUAGCAUUCCUAUGGUAUCAUCUUCGCUGAACUGUGAGGGUGUGAUCGAGGCCCAUCAUUCAACGGGCGAAAGUAUAAACCCGACCCUAUCACAGUGCCAACGAGGAUAUUGGGAUGCUCGAGAUGGGGCAUGUGGGUACAAGAUGAGCGCGCCAGACGUUUACCGCACGUUCAAAGACAAUGGAUUCUACUACGGACCCUCAUGUCAAGGAAUUCAAGAUACCUACCACGACAGCGCCAGUCAUGCCACGACGGCCAUCUGUCUAGAUCGGCCACUGUGUCUCGACCCGGUGCAUCUUGACUACGUGAUUCAUCCGGCGACAUUGGAUGCAAUGUUUCAGCUAACAUUGGUGACAUUGAUGUCAGAUGGCGCUUGCAGCGAUAUCAUGUAUGAGAACAUGACAUUAGAGGACUGGCAUCUUGCAAUUGACCCCAAGGUUACCGGAUCCUGGAACUUACAUUCUGUUCUGCCUCGCGACAUGGAUUUUUUCAUCCUCACAUCCUCGAUAACUGGGAUUUUGGGCCAGGCCACACAAAUCAAUUACGCUGCGGCCAGCACGUACCAAGACUCGCUAGCCCAUUAUCGCCUAUCUCAGGGCGAACAUGCUAUUUCCAUUGACUUGGGGAUUCUCCUCACCGGUGGCUUGCUCUCACAAAGACAAGGGUUAGUGGACAGACUGGUGUCUACGAACCUCUAUGAGCCGAUAUCGGAAGCCGAGAUCCUCGCUUUGUUCGACUAUAUUUGUGACCCAGCGCUGAGCGGCCGGUUAUCUCCCCAAAUAAUCACCGGGAUUGUUCGUCCUUCCCGGGCGGCUGAUAGAGCCCCCAGUCCGGCGUUUCUCCAUCCAACCUGGAGCCUCAGUCUCGCCCUCUCCGCCCCCGAGACCAGCAAUAUCGAGCGUUCAGCAGAAGAGGCUGAUACUCAAGCGUCCCUCAGUCAGGCUGGAUCCGUUGCCGAAGCAGCCGAAAUCAUUGUGCAUACAGUAGCGGGCCGCUUCUGCCGUACCAGUCUGACCCCAAAAGAAAAGUUAGAUCUUGAUGUGCCGUUGCAUGUCGCCGGGGCGGACUCACUUACAGCAGUAGACCUCCGGAAUUGGAUUCUAAAGGAAUUCGCCGUGGAUGUGCCCGUAUUUGACAUUUUGGGGGAUAGUUCGGUGCAUGAACUAGGAUUGACAAUUGCUCUUGAGUGGAAGAAACGGUUACAAUCAUCUGCGGCCUGA